AUGGCCUAUUCUCUUCUUUCAGAGUUGCAUCCUAAUAGGGAUGAUUGGAUGGUGAGAGUCCGAGUUUGUCGAAUGUGGGAAUUCAUUAAUUUCAAACGAAGCAAAGAUCUGGAUAAUCUAAUGCACGCUGUCAUCUGGAAGAAUCAAGUAAACAGGUUUCGGGAUAAGUUGAGUGAAGGAUCGGUCAUUAUUAUUCGGAACUUCAAAGUUACUGACAAUACUGGUGUAUAUAGACCAGUGUCAAGUAAUUUUAAAAUUACUUUCCUUCAAAUAACUAUUGUCCAAAAACAACAGGAAGAUAUUGUUCGUCUUCCUGUAAAUGGAUUUCAAUUUAUUCAACCGGACAUGAUUCAGUCGAGGGUGAAUAACAACACCAUAUUAUCAGGAGAAAUUACUUUUGCAACCACGUGUGCAAGUAAAAUAUAUGUUAAUCUGAAAAUUGAUUACAUCAACUCUCUAAAAGAAAAGUUUUCCAACAAAUCUGUUGGGGUGGAAACUCUACAAAGUGCUAAUGUUGAAACACUUCCAAUAGAGGAACAAAUGUUUCAGAAUAGGAUGAGCAUUUGUGAAUUGUUGGAAUCGGAGUGGAGCAUUGAUAUUCAGGAAUGCAUUGUUACGGUCUGGGCCAAGAUCACAGAAAUUGACAACUCAUUCGAUUGGUAUUACAUUUCGUGCAACUUUUGCCGUAAAAAAAUCAAACCUGCAAAUGGUGUGUAUACAUGCCCCACUUGCACAACAGAUUGCAAGUUCCCAUUGAUGAGGUUCAAAAUUCACAUUUGCGUGGCAGACAAAACUGGUGGUACAACUUUAGUACUGUUUAAUGCUAUUGCCGAGAAACUGCUCGACACAUCUGCGCACAAACUGGUAAAUCGGCUUGCAUCGGGCGAUAAUGGUAUACCUUCCCAAAUAGAAAACCUUUGUGGCAAGGAGUUUGUGUUCAAGCUCAAACUCAACAGUUACAACCUUAAAGACGGCCUUGAAAACUUCACAGUUAUAAAGCUUUUCCCACCAGACGAGGAAUUGGAAUUGCAACACACAUUAGCGAAAGAGAAAAAGGGUAAAAACAUAGUGGAUGAUGUUGAUGAACCCGAAAACCAGAAAGCUGAAGGAUUCAACAAGGGGAAGGAACAUGCCUCAGCCAAUGACUUUGACGACGUAGUGGAAGAUGACCUUGACAGUGAUGGUGUUACGAGUACGAACCAACCAAGUACAUCAACAAAACUUCGGCGCAAAAAAAAUUCAGGAACCUUCUACUCCAUCUUUGGAUAAGUUGGAAGAAUGGAAAGAAGACCAACACGCUGCUGAAGGUGUUACCAGAUGGA
Molecule: messenger RNA, 1322 nt
Organism: Lycium ferocissimum
Lineage: Eukaryota; Viridiplantae; Streptophyta; Magnoliopsida; Solanales; Solanaceae
Exons: 7
Coding region: 1-1269 (422 amino acids)
Biological process (GO): DNA repair; DNA recombination; DNA replication
Cellular component (GO): nucleus
Molecular function (GO): DNA binding
Source: RefSeq, a predicted model, not a curated record